Messenger RNA from Notolabrus celidotus (New Zealand spotty), 2029 nucleotides. Its product is annotated as voltage-dependent T-type calcium channel subunit alpha-1G-like. The transcript is spliced from 7 exons. Lineage: Eukaryota; Metazoa; Chordata; Actinopteri; Labriformes; Labridae. Gene Ontology annotation, molecular function: voltage-gated sodium channel activity; low voltage-gated calcium channel activity. Gene Ontology annotation, biological process: membrane depolarization during action potential; neuronal action potential; calcium ion import. The record is from RefSeq and is a predicted model, not a curated record. Gene Ontology annotation, cellular component: neuron projection; plasma membrane; voltage-gated sodium channel complex. The coding region runs from base 140 to 790 and encodes 216 amino acids.
AAAAGACUUCAUGUUCAAACCAAAACAUCAAUUUGCGCCUCGCCAGUCCUUGAGAACCUGAACCGUCCUCUUCAGAACGGUUUACCGACAAACAACGAAGUAACGCAAGCUGUGGAUUGAGUUUUUCGACCGUUUCAGGAUGAAGAAAUCUGAGGGAAGAAAAGAGGGGAAGCCGCUGGAGAUGUUCCUCAAUAUACAGGAACAAGAAGCUUCCACUGAUGAGCAGCAGCAGCAGCAGCCCUACCCAGCCCUGGCUCCUGUUGUUUUCCGCUGCCUUGAACAGACCACAAAACUUCGAAGGUGGUGUCUCCAAAUGGCCCAUAGUCCUUGGUUGGAGUACUUGUCCAAACUAAUGGUCCUGUUUAGCUGUGUGAUUCUGUGCAUGAACAAACCCUAUGAAGAGCAACCCACCUACCUGAAGAAUUUGGAUUCUGUUGUCUUUGCAUUCUUGAUCAUGGAAAUGGUCAUCAAGAUGCUGGCCCUGGGGGUUGUUGGCUAUUUUGGCAACAACUGGAACACGUUGGAUUUCCUCAUCAACUUUGGAGAAGUGCUGGACUUCAUCCUGGCACGCUUCAGCCUCCGCUGGAAAGUUUUCCAAGCUUUCCGCCCGAUGCGACUAUUCAGCAGAAUACAAAUUCUGCGAGUCUCGGUAAAAGUGUUCAUAGACACCCUGCCUAUGAUUUGUCCUGUUCUCAUCAUAAUCCUGGUCAUUCAAAUCUUCUCCAAUGUGGGAAUUCAGAUGUGGGAGGAUCAGCUACACAACUUUCUGGGAGAAGACAUUUCUACCUAAGGAAAAAUCUUGAUCAGGAAAACAACACCAGUAUCGAACAAGCAUUCCGGACUGCUUGGGAAGACGACUCGGCCAGAUUGUGUCUCAUCCCCCCAAGACCACUAAACAUGUCCUUUAUAUAGGUUUAAGGGAUGUCCACGACGCACACACAUUUCUCUUAACAUCUGGUUUAAAUCCAGUAGUGGACCUCAGCUCUGUUGAUAUGAGCAUGCUAACUGUCACCGUAAUUUACGCUAAUGCUGGGCUCCAACCCUUGAUGUAAGCGUGCCAAUUGUCACCGUAAUUUACAGAACUGUAAAGGUGUCUCUAUCUGAACCUUCUGUGACCGAUCCAAGCAGUAAAACUGUAUUUAUUGUAUAACUUAAUGUGAGAUACCUCAUAACCCCCCUUUGAGACUACACAGAGUCUCGAAAACAAACAGAAAAAAUCACAAUUACAAUCGGACAUGUAACAUUCACGUAAUUACACACACAGAAAGUUCAAAAGAUAACUGUAAUCUGUAAUAUCACAGCAAAUCCCAGCAUUACAGUAAAUUCAUGGAGUGUGAGAGUGAAAACCUGUCAGGCAGUGAUCAGUCCUGUAUAAUUUACUAAUCAAUUCAUGACAGGGAAAAGACACUCACGGCCCCUCUGCCCUAGGCAACCACCUACAGUACUUCAAGUAUGUGCAAAAGGAGGAUACAGAAAACUAUUGGGGAACAAAAUGUAAGCAAAUACAUUUGGUAAAUUUAGAAACAAAAACAAAAAGUUGUCCAAAGUCAGGCUGGUCAUCCCAUCUGACCUUUCAGUGGACAUUUCCCUGCCUAUACCACUGACCCUAGGCGUCGGAAAAAAAAGAAAAAAACCUGAGUUCCCAACAUAUUUACCUCAUAGCAGAAAACAUCAUUCUUAAAGCAAAUUGAAACAAAGAAAUCCCCAUACAAUUCAAUAUCCAUAUUCCUCCCUUUGUGAAAACGUAUAAAUACACUCAUAUAGUUAUAGAGAAAUAAACCAAAACAUUAUACUUUACUAAGAUUAUUACCAAAAAUCCUACAGACAUUUUCCAUGCAUCAUAUCACAGACUACAACAUAACAAGUCAAAGUCCAACAAUGUAAAAAAUGUGUAAGAAAACAUACUAGAAUAUCAAACUGUUACUCCACAGCAGUAUAGCUGCUGGUUGUAUGUGCCCUCAAUAGUAUUCCAAAACGGAAGACUAUACAUAAUGUUCUUAUUCAGGGUCCUCUUGUCCACUUCACUGUU